Messenger RNA from Iphiclides podalirius (scarce swallowtail), 225 nucleotides. The record is from the annotation of a GenBank genome assembly. Lineage: Eukaryota; Metazoa; Arthropoda; Insecta; Lepidoptera; Papilionidae.
AUGAGUUAUGACGGCCGAUGGCCGACUGUUCGUGCUGCCACUAUCUUGACCGCUAAUAAAUUGACGAGGCGCUUGCACACGGUCCCUGCGCGCGAGGCCCGCGCCGCUUGGGGCCCAGUGCACACACAACGCACGGCGCGACCGAUAAAAUCCAAUCCCGCCCAGUUCGUGUGUUGCUCUAGUAAUCGCUCAACAACUGGUGCUCCAGAUCGCCCUAAGGCGCGC